AGCACACUAUCGUGACCCCAUUAGGGGGUCGGCUUUCGCGCUUGGAAUAGCUAAGGCUCGGUCCGUCAUUCCAGGAAGGGGGAUAAGAGGACACUGCGCUGUGCUUGACCUCCAGGGGGUGGGGUCGCAAGAUUGAUGUUUAGAAGAUAUAAUCCUAACUCUCAGUAUAUCAGUACAUAGUAGACAUUCUCUAGUUUUGAUUAUUUUGCGAAUCCUCGCUUUUGUCUUCCUUUUCUUCAACAUACCUUGGGCGAUAGCCUAAGGCGAGCACAGUGACCGCCAAUGGCGACCGGUCGAGACUACCGAAGCAUCGUCUAUUCGCCGCCAUUUACCUUCUUGGUCGGUCCCCAACACACUAAACUCACAGUCCAGUCGGGUCUCGCCCAGCAUGUCUCCCAACCAUUGGAUCAUUUGAUGAAUGGUCAGACCCGCGAGUCAAAACACCAUAUUGCCGUCCUGGAGGAGGAGGAUGUCGAGACCUUUGUGGCUUUUUGCGAGUACGCCUACACGGGCGACUAUACUGUGCCGCCACCCGGGUCUCGUGAGGAGGAGCUGGAGAUCCCUGUGGUCAGCAACUCCUUCGACAGUCACACGGGUGUGCCUCCCUUUGUGCCGUCGCCCCCGAACUCGGGCGGCUUCUCCGACAGAGGAGGGGAUGACUGGGCCGGUGAAGAGUUUGAUCCUGGCCAAUACCCGUCGCAGACCGUUGAGGCAGAGGCAACAACAGGCCAGUAUGACCUGACGACCGAAAACCCUGAACCGACAGGCGAGGCGCCAGAAGACCCGGCGACUGCGACAGUAGAGUCUGCCGAGCAGCAACACCCAACUGCAGAGAGUGACCCGCAGGACAAGAAUGACGAUGCGCGGGGCCCCCAAAACCAGGUCAAGACAAGCAAAAAGAACAAGAAAAACAAGAAGAAGCAGAAGGGUGGUGCAUCAGCGGAAGAUCCCGGCUCGAAUUUGACGCCCCCCACCACGCCGCCCCCCGAGAAACCGAAGGAGGGAUUUGAGGGCCAACCCCCCACUGCUGAAACCGCCGAAGUAUCAGACGAAUGGGAACGAUUAACGGGGGCACCUGGUGCCGCUGAUCCCGAAGAAUCUGCACAGCCCACCGACGUAGCUGAACCGGAGGACCUCGAGCAGUCGGCACCCAUACCGCCAGAAGACGACACCGCUGCGCACCCCCAACAAGAGGGGGAUGAAGGUGAGUGGAAUGAGCAGACUCAAGAGGAGACAGGUAGGGAUGUGAAGGGGCCCACCAGACCCCCAACGAGGUCCUUCAUCGACUCGUCUUUCGUCAGACAAGAUUUCUCCAACCGGCACGAGACGGGAAUCAGCCUCUGGGAUGAGUUUGCAACCAUCGACUACGUUGAUCCUCGCAAGUUCAGCACUAGACCGCCGAGCUCGUUCUCUGGUCACCUCCAGCCGAGCGGAUCAGACCUCCCAUAUCUCUUGUUUCACGCCAAACUCUACGUGUUUGCAACCCGAUAUCUGAUCCCCGCACUGGCGCAGUUGUGCCUCCGGAAGCUGCAUCGAGACCUUGUGUACCUCGGAUUCCCCGAAUCUGCCACCGACAGGUCCGACCCGGAGCAGAUGAUCCUGACCAACACCAAGGCUCGCAUGGUGCUCGACCUCCUCCACUAUGCAUACACCAAGACGACCCGCCUCGAGCCGAUAUCACCCACUUCGGCCACUCAGCUGCGGGACAACGAGCUGCGAAGGUUGGUCAUUCAUUAUGCAGCCUGUAAAGUGCGGGACCUUGCGGAGUUUUGUCCUCCGCUGGAAAGAGAAAUGGGAUACACGUGGACUGGCUUCGAAAAGCCCUCGGCGCGGGGCCUACGUGGGCUCCUGGACACCACGACGGAGCUGGCGUCAGAUUUGGUGUACCGGAUGAUGUGAAUGGCUUGUUGGUUUCUCGCCGCUUCUUUGUCUUUUUCCCUUUUCUCAUUUCUCCAUGUCUUAAUUUUCUUUUCUUUUCUUUUUUUUCCCCCCUCAUCGAUUCUUUUCUCUCCCAAUUUUUGCUGUUCUUCUCUUUUCUCAUUGUUUCUCAUCGGGCGAUUUUUCUUCCGUGACGGUUUUGAUACUUCCGCCCCCUGCAUGUAUAUUCAACCUCGUACAGAGCGAUCACAUAGCACCCGCAUAUAUAUGCAUGGCCAGGUGUACGGAGUAAAUAAAAACAUGGCUUACAGGAUAUCA
Molecule: messenger RNA, 2196 nt
Organism: Aspergillus candidus
Lineage: Eukaryota; Fungi; Ascomycota; Eurotiomycetes; Eurotiales; Aspergillaceae
Exons: 2
Coding region: 283-1899 (538 amino acids)
Source: RefSeq, a predicted model, not a curated record